AUCCGUGAGGUUAUAGGGAAGGGUAGCUAUGGAGUUGUAUUUGAAGCAAUUGACACACACACGGGGAAAAAGGUUGCAAUAAAGAAGAUUCAUGAUGCCUUUGAGCAUAUUUCUGAUGCCAUUAGAAUCCUUCGUGAAGUCAAGUUGCUAAGGCUAUUAAGACACCCUGAUAUUGUUGAGAUUAAGAGGAUCAUGUUACCACCUUCAAAAGGGGAGUUUAAAGAUAUUUAUGUGGUCUUUGAGCUCAUGGAAUCUGAUCUCCACCAAGUGAUCAAAGCUAAUGAUGACUUGACCCAUGAACAUCAUCAGUUUUUUCUUUAUCAGAUGCUGCGAGCGUUGAAGUAUAUGCAUACAGCUAAUGUGUAUCACAGAGAUCUUAAGCCCAGAAACAUAUUGGCAAACGCAAAUUGCAAACUCAAAGUUUGUGAUCUUGGAUUGGCAAGAGUUUCAUUCAAUGAUACCCCAACAACAUUAUUUUGGACAGACUAUGUGGCUACAAGAUGGUACAGAGCCCCAGAAUUGUGUGGAUCAUUUUUUUCUAAGUAUACACCGGCAAUUGAUAUAUGGAGCAUUGGAUGCAUUUUUGCUGAGUUGCUGCUAGGAAAGCCAUUGUUUCCUGGCAAAACUGUUGUGCAUCAAUUAGAUUUGAUUACUAAUCUUCUUGGGACACCAUCAAUUGAAACUAUUACAGGAGUUCAAAAUAAUAAUGCAAGGAAGUACUUGAUGAAAAUGCAAAAGAAAAAACCUAUGCCAUUUGAACAUAAAUUUCCAAAUGCUGAUCCAUUGGCACUUUGUCUUUUGCAAAGGCUUCUAGCAUUCAAUCCAAAUGAUAGGCCAACAGCAGAAGAGGCAUUGGCUGAUCCUUACUUUAAGGGCUUGGCAAAAGUUGAGAGAGAACCUUCAUGUAAACCAAUUUCAAAAUUAGAAUUUGAAUUCGAGAGGAGACGAAUGCAAAAGGAGGAUGUUAAAGAAUUAGUAUAUCGAGAAAUAUUGGAAUAUCAUCCUCAAUUGCUUAAAGAUUAUAUAAAUGGAACUGGAGGCACAAACUUUCGAUAUCCCAGUGAAAUAGAUCAAUUCAGAAAGCAAUCUUCUUAUUUUGAGGAAAAUCAUGGUAAAAGUGGACCAAUGAUUCCUCCAGAAAGGAAGCAUGUCUCUCUUCCAAGGUCUACUAUUCAUUCUAAUACGAUUCCUCCUAGCACCCAGUCGACCUUUGUUUUGCAUGAGAAUAGUUUGAGAGAAGAAAGAUCAAAUAUUGGAACUCAAUUAAGUGUUUUACAACCUCCACCACAGAUGCUAGCAGCUAAACCAGGGAGAGUUGUAGGGCCAAUUUUUCACUAUGAAGAUGAUCAGAGAAACAUAAAAAAUACAAAUGAUCCAAGGAUUAUUUACCAAAGUAAUUCUCAAGCAAUCUCUUCACAAUAUUUCUUUAGGGAUCAUACCCCAAACCCAAAGACUACAUUAGAUAUACUCGAGGAUUUUUCAUACGUCAAGAACCGACUCCCAUGCCAAAAAUCCAACAGAUCAACUAAUGAUUUCAACACGAACCUAUACUAUCGGCAAGGUGAGAACAAUCAUUUACAUAAGCGUGUAACAUCUUUUGAUGCUAAACUACUGCAGGCACAAUCAUAACUUGAUGUUGUUAGUGCUACAACAAUAGUUGUUGCCA
Molecule: messenger RNA, 1666 nt
Organism: Abrus precatorius (Indian licorice)
Lineage: Eukaryota; Viridiplantae; Streptophyta; Magnoliopsida; Fabales; Fabaceae
Product: mitogen-activated protein kinase 19-like
Exons: 9
Coding region: 193-1629 (478 amino acids)
Biological process (GO): intracellular signal transduction; protein phosphorylation
Cellular component (GO): cytoplasm; nucleus
Molecular function (GO): MAP kinase activity; ATP binding
Source: RefSeq, a predicted model, not a curated record